AUGUCCAUAGUCAAAAAACUGAUGAGGAUGUUAGACGAUGACUUGUUUCAACCACGAGACGUCAGUCAGGUUGCUUUGGUUCAACCAAAUUUAGACGUCUGGAAGAUGAUCUACAAAGCGUUUAUGACAACGUGUUGCGGGUCUAACUUAUUUUGGGCGGUUUUUCCGCUACUGGAUAAAUCUAGCGAAGGUAAUAGAUUGCCAUUUUUGGCUUGGUAUCCAUACAACACGAAAAUUUCUCCGAUGUAUGAAAUAACGUAUGCUCAUCAAGUCUUAAGCUACACUUGCACGUGCGUUACUCCUAUAAACGUUGACACGUUUAUAGCUGCCAUAAAUGUGUAUACUACUAGUCAGUUUGACAUUUUGUGUGAUAUCUUGAGGAAUCUUCACUUGAGUAAUAAUGUGGGGGCCAAAUGUGUUAGACACUACUGGAUCAUUUUAAAUUUCGCCUAUAACUCGAACAAAUUUUUUAACUGGAUUAUUCUUUUGCAAUUUUGUGUUAGCGCCACCAUUACAGCAAUGACACUGUUUCAACUAACCAUUGUUGAACCCUCACAACUGAAUUUUUUUCUUUCGUGUCUUAUGGAAUGGCAGCUGUGA
Molecule: messenger RNA, 600 nt
Organism: Zophobas morio
Lineage: Eukaryota; Metazoa; Arthropoda; Insecta; Coleoptera; Tenebrionidae
Exons: 3
Coding region: 1-600 (199 amino acids)
Biological process (GO): detection of chemical stimulus involved in sensory perception of smell; sensory perception of smell
Cellular component (GO): plasma membrane
Molecular function (GO): odorant binding; olfactory receptor activity
Source: RefSeq, a predicted model, not a curated record